Molecule: messenger RNA, 838 nt
Organism: Neurospora crassa OR74A
Lineage: Eukaryota; Fungi; Ascomycota; Sordariomycetes; Sordariales; Sordariaceae
Exons: 2
Coding region: 509-838 (109 amino acids)
Source: RefSeq, a predicted model, not a curated record
ACAAUGACCCUCUUGGACCAGAAGCAUGCGACGUGAUCGUAGGCAUGAUCUCUUCUGUGUGGUCAGGCUCAGAGCCGGAGGGGUCCCGAGACUUGAAGAGAGCCGCUCACCUGACACGCCAAGAAACUGCGCAGUGUAAGUACAUGGUACUAACUACCUACAUAAUUACGGGAUAUAUCAUCUGCCACAGUAACGGAGAGUUCGAAAGUGCGAACACGGUCGCUGACCGCACACGCCUCCCCUCUGAAAUCAACUGAAACGCAGAUGGGUAUAGUCACGCCGAACCACAACAUGAUUGACGUCGGCCUUGUUCCGAAGGAAUGUGGGGCAUGAACCUGGUUGAUCAGGGGUGCAUCUAUGUUCUGCAUACCAACAUCCAAGUAUUGACGAGUUCAACAGCCGUUCGUCUCAUGCGUAUAUCAUGGGUGGCUCCUUUCUAGAGUUGUACCUACGCCAUUAGGUUUUCAUCUGGACAGAGAGGUCUGCGGAUUGAAGUUGCAGUCCAUGCAUGGUGUGUCAUUUAGUGGAUAUGAGUGAAGAAGGAGAGAAAAAAUCGACAUCACCAACUUAUGGGGUAUUUACAGUGUUGAAAGACGCUGCCGCUUUAGGCCCAGCUCAAGAAAUGUCGGACGGCACUUAUCCUGCUCAUGCAUCAUGGUGUCAAUUUGGCGUCUGUUGGUCCACGAUGCGUUCUGUCCAAGGGCUUCCAUGUGUCCCAUCUGUGUUGCGCAUGGCAACCCGCCGCUUGGACUGUGUCAUCUUUCAACUGUUUCAAGGCCACUAUUUGGGACAUUCCAUCCGGCUGGUUCUUGCCGCAGCCGAUACUUGGUUGUUAUAG